Fonsecaea erecta is the source of this 2526-nucleotide messenger RNA. RefSeq lists its product as hypothetical. Gene Ontology annotation, cellular component: nuclear replication fork. Gene Ontology annotation, biological process: DNA repair; mitotic cell cycle; DNA-templated DNA replication. The coding region runs from base 1 to 2526 and encodes 841 amino acids. Lineage: Eukaryota; Fungi; Ascomycota; Eurotiomycetes; Chaetothyriales; Herpotrichiellaceae. The record is from RefSeq and is a predicted model, not a curated record. The transcript is spliced from 3 exons. Gene Ontology annotation, molecular function: protein binding; chromatin binding.
AUGCCAGAAAGACCUCCAUUUCCCGGCCGCCCUGCACAACCCCCGGGCCCUACGUACCUGGCCUAUUCUCCCGAUGGUCAAAGGUUGACCGUCGCUGGCAUCGGAGACUUUGCUCGUUCGUUCAGGACCAACGACAAUGGCGAACCCGACUUAUUACCCUCGACUCACGCCGAGACAUUUGCUGUUGCUUCAGGAAACGACUACGCGAUAUUUGGCUGCGAAGACGGAACAGUGUGUGAAUAUGCAGUGCCCUCCGGAGACUUCAAAGAGAUGCUUGUCAGAACCACCCUUCCUGUCAGAGAUAUCGCACUUUCUCCAGACGAGUCAUGGGUGGCUGUUUCCAGCGACGAACUGGAAAUCAAGGUCGUCAACCGACACGACAUUGAGCAAAUAACCAUACUACGCGAUCACCCCAAACCAAUCAAACACGUCACAUACGAUCAAUCUGGCAGAUAUCUUGCUGCAUCCUGUACCGACGGCGUCAUAUUCGUUUAUGAUAUGACCUCCCCCGAGCCCAAGCUAUUCCGAACGUUCGACGGAAUCAUUCCUCGCCUUGAAACGGCCCAGGCCACCACUUCCCGCUGCGUUUGGCAUCCUGACGGAAGGGCCUUUGCCUGUGCAACGGCGACAAGAGAUAUCCAGGUCGUCUCGGUGGAGGACGGUGCACACCAACGGACGUUCGCGGGGGAGCACAGUGCAGAGAUCACAUCGUUGGCAUGGUCGCCGAAUGGGGCCUUGUUGGCCUCGGCUGACUCGGACUAUCUUAUUAUCUGGGACGCUAAAACACAAAAGCCACUGAAACGUUUCAACUAUCCGAACAUUCUCAAUGUGGCGUGGCAAAAUCACGGCGAGAACAUCUUCAACUGGACGACUUCCAAUGGUGAAGUCUUCAUCAUCCCGGAGUUUCUCAGAGACGAAGCUCACGUCAAGUUGCUCAAAGGACCUAAAGUCGGUGCUCCUUUCUUCCACGACCCGCUUCUUGAGAAAGCGGCCGUCGUCAAUGGUCGAAAACCGCUCGCGAACGGUCAAGCAAAGCGAGCACAUACUCCUGACAGUCUUGACGAGCUCCUCGGGCCGGAAGAAGAAUACGACUGGAUAGAGGAUGACGAUGGCGCGGGAUAUAUCAACGAGAAUGGAAAGAGGCCCAACGGACAUCUUGGAAACGUCACAUACCCGCUGGCAAAGCGAAACAAGCCGGACACUUUCCAAUCGCAGGUCCAUGAACCCUUCCAACCAGGAGCCACCCCUUGGAGAGGCAACCGCAAAUAUCUCUGUCUCAAUUUGAUUGGCUUUGUCUGGACGGUCGACCAGGACACUCACCACACGGUUACGGUCGAAUUUUAUGACCGCGAAAUGUAUCGAGACUUCCAUUUUACUGACCCCUUACUCUACGACAAAGCGUGCUUGAACGAGACCGGGACGUUGUUCUCCUGCCCUCCCCGUGAUGGCCAGCCUGCAGUGAUCUUCUACCGACCUCAUGAAACCUGGACCACGCGGUCGGACAUGCGCAUCAAUCUGCCCGACGGCGAAGAAGCAACAUCCAUUGCUCUCAGCAGCAAAUACAUCGUGGCUGUCACAAACAAGUACUACGUCCGUGUAUGGACACUGUUUGGUACGCCCGUCCGGAUUUGGCGUAUGAAGAGUUCCCCUGCUGUCACGUGUGCUGCUUGGGGCGAUUAUGUUAUGACCGUUGGCAAUGGCCCUGUGGUCGCGGACGGUUGCACCCAGCUCAACUACAGCAUUGAAGAUGUGCGGCGAAACGAGACUUGUCAGAACGAAGAUAUCCUCGCACUGGGCACGGUACCGCCGGAGUCUGACGACGAGCAUAUCAGCUUGAAGAACCUCUUCUGGAGCGACGUUGGCGACCCAUGUAUUUACGACAGCAACGGUGUGCUCCUGACCCUCAUGCACUGGCGCACUAUGGGGCAGGCCAAGUGGGUGCCUCUCCUUGACACGAGGCUGCUGGAUCGUUUGAAGGAUGGGAAGAAAGAAGAGACGUACUGGCCCGUCGCGGUGGCGGACCAAAAGUUCCACUGCAUUAUCCUCAAAGGCGGAGACAAGACUCCAUACUUCCCUCGGCCGUUGCUCACAGAGUUCGAGUUCAACAUACCGGUCUGCAGGCCGGUGGCGACCAGCAAGGAUGAAGAUGGCGAUGAGAGAGAAGAAUCCAACGCCGCCGCCGCGGCGAGGCUGGAAGAAGCAUUUGUCCGCAGCUCGGUGAUCUUGGGCUUGCUCGACGACCACGUCCAGAGCCUGGACGGGCGGGCGAGCCACACGCAGAAGACCGAGGUCAUGCGGCGUGAGGUCGAGGUCGACAAGAUCCUGCUCCAACUGCUGGCCGUCGAGUGUCGCGAAGGCGAAGAGCGGGGCAUGAAGGCGCUCGAGAUCGUCGGCUUGUUCCGGGACCGCAGCGGCAAGAUGCUCGAAGCCGCCGCCAAGGUUGCGGGGAGAUGGGGCCGCAUGGUCCUGGAGGACAAGAUCCGGGAGGUGGCCGAGCGUCGGUUGAUGGGCCUCGAGGAAGAAUGA